Messenger RNA from Drosophila biarmipes, 930 nucleotides. Its product is annotated as mitochondrial fission process protein 1. Gene Ontology annotation, biological process: mitochondrial fission. Gene Ontology annotation, cellular component: mitochondrion. The coding region runs from base 289 to 789 and encodes 166 amino acids. The transcript is spliced from 3 exons. The record is from RefSeq and is a predicted model, not a curated record. Lineage: Eukaryota; Metazoa; Arthropoda; Insecta; Diptera; Drosophilidae.
UGGUCAUACUAUUAAUCAGCUGGUUAAUUUAAACUACAAUUAAAAUUUCAAUGUCAGUUCGUAAUUAACAAGGAUUGCUAAAUUGUGGGGUUUGGAGGAACCCGGCAGCCUGAACAGUUAAUUUUGACGUCAAGGCGGGCAAUGAAUUUGUAGGCACCGGAACCGAGUUUCCAGCUGUUUUCCGUCAGUGGGAACAGAUGCCCACAAGAGAUUACUUAAUUCGGCCCUCUCCGAGAAACCGAAACACAUUCCACUCCACACAAAGGGUGAUAGAGUACAGUGAAGACAAUGCCGGAAGACAAGGACCCUGGCCGGGCAGCGAGCGAAGCUCAGGAAACCGCCUUCCAGCAGCCCGCUAGGGAUGUGGACAUCUACCGGGACACCUUCAUCCGCUACAUGGGCUACAGCAACGAGAUCGGCGAGUCCUUCCGCCCGCUGGUGCCCAAGUCCUUCGUGGCCGCCUCCUACGGCAUGGCCAUCGGCUACGUCUGCACCGACACCUUCGACAAGGCGCUGCGCCUCCAAAUGGACGGAGCAUCCUCCCGAGAGGUGGCCAUCAAGGGCGGCGACGUCUUCGGCUGGCAGAUGCUGGCCUCCGUGGCCAUUCCCGGCCUGGUCAUCAAUAGGAUCACCUGGGCCACCAAAACCCUGCUCAGCCGAGCUCCGGUGGCCGUGCUGAAGACGGUCCCCACUCUGGUGGGCCUGGCCAGCAUCCCGCUGAUCAUCCACCCCAUCGACAGCCUGGUGGACCGCCUGAUGGACGCCAGCUACCGCAAGGUCGUGAGGUAGUGAACGCUGCGCCGGAUCGACCCCUCUACUACCCAUUCGUUUUCCACUCCCCGGUGAUAGCCCUUAGGAGCUAAGAGUUCGUAUUAACUGUUGCAAAGCUUUAGCCCCAAAAUCCACUCCUGGCGCGUGUUUCUAACUUUA